AUGGUUCUUCAAGUUGGUUCUCUGAAUCGGAGCACCCUGGAACCGUUCAAGACGUGGCAGCUUGAGAGGGUUGGAUGCGAAGACGAUAUCGACAUCAACAUUAGGCCCAAUCUGUUCUCAUCCUUGACACCGCGUCAAUGUUCUGAGCACCUAGGGGUCUGCUGCGCGGAAUCAGCACCAAAGUACGAGUCAAAAGAUGGAGGAAAACAUUUGAGGCAGUGCCUGGAGCUUCUUGCAACACAAUCAUCGAUCCAUAAUGCACCUUCGUCGAAUUUCCAGCACCAACCUUCUGCACAAGGAGGUUCUUCCUCUACCUCUCUUGAAACCAACGAGAAGCCCGGUUUUGAGUUCCCGAGGCAGUCGAGAUUUCUCAAGCUCGAGAAACGGCGAAGGGCAGACUCGGACGUCGACGGACCCCACACAUCCGCUCUCAGCUCCAAGAAGCGCCGCUUGAGGCUUCACCUCAUCACCAGCCGGCUAUCCCAGCCAUACUCACUCCCCGCGACGCACAUCAUCAGCCGCGACGGGGCGGCUUCCGGCGACAAGCGCUUCGUCAAGCUGGCCGCCGUGGCCACGUCUCCGGAUCCCGGAAAGCAGGGACUGAAUCGCGAGGGCUCGUUGAUGCUGCGUGCAGCCGUCUUGAAUAGGGUGCGGCUUCGCGUCCGGAGUGAGGCGGCGCAGCGGGGUGAUCAUGUGGUUGCCGUUGCGGCUGCCAAUGCUGCCGUGCUUCAUCAUGGACAGCAACUUGCCACGGGAGCGAGGUUCGUUGCGCCGUCGUCUGCACUUGCGAUGAGACAGCAGCAGCCCCCUCCAAGGGUGAUAUUGAUGAGACCUGGUGUGACCAACGGCGGCUCGGGCCAAGUUCCUGUUUCAGCUCAGGCGGAGAGGAGGCCUUCGCCGCCGAGGAUAUCGCAGUCCACCAGGACGAUACCCAAGUCACCAAAACUGCAUCCGACUAGGUCGCCGAAUCUGACGCCAUCGGAGACUAUGCUGGAUGAGAUGGAUGAUGACGGGACCCUGGCAUUUCCCUUGUCCGAUCACGACUGCCAGUAUGCCUGGGCUGAUGAAGAUGACCUGGAGGAUGUGUACUCCGAUUUUGGGGCCAUAUUCGGUGGGUCGAAUCAGACAGGAGACUGUGAGGAUGAUGGCUCAUAUGAGGAGUACCUCGAUGAGUUGGAUGGGAUAUCAUGGGUGGGCAGAUGA
Molecule: messenger RNA, 1203 nt
Organism: Colletotrichum karsti
Lineage: Eukaryota; Fungi; Ascomycota; Sordariomycetes; Glomerellales; Glomerellaceae
Exons: 1
Coding region: 1-1203 (400 amino acids)
Source: RefSeq, a predicted model, not a curated record